Messenger RNA from Arctia plantaginis, 1320 nucleotides. The record is from the annotation of a GenBank genome assembly. NCBI's taxonomy places the organism in Eukaryota, Metazoa, Arthropoda, Insecta, Lepidoptera, Erebidae.
AUGAAUAUUUUACUAGCAGCUGAUCCACCGUCGCCUCAUGCGGAAUCUAAAGCAAAUUCAAGUAAGAGCCCUAGUUCUACUACAUCCACAAAUAUAAAUUUAUCUAUUGCAUCAGCAGCCUUAUUACAAGAAAACAUGUUGCAAAGAUCUCUACAAGGAGUAGUACUAUCGCUACAAAAUGCGAUGAUGAAUUCAUUACAACAAGCAGCACUUUUGCCGUCUAACUCUGCUGCAGCAGCUGCUUUAAACUUGCAAGCUUUAGAAUCGUAUUUAACAUUGCAACGUCUGACUUCUGUAUCUUCGGUUAAUACAGUUCAACCAAAUACGUCAGAAACUAGUUCAUCAUCUAAACAGGAUAUUUUAAGAAUAGCGACGGCAAGUGCAAAAAUAAGUGAAAUAGAUGCAUCUGACACCUCAAAAGAAUUCUCACCGAAAACACCUGAAGAAUAUCCACUUUCUGAUGCAAUAGCUGCUGAAGAUGUUGACUUGUCAGAAGAAGUAGAAGAAGACUUAGCCCUUCUUGACAAUGAAGAUGAAUUUACUUUGGAGCAACACUUAGAAUCAACAUCAAAAAGUUAUGGAUAUGGCUCAUCACAAAGUUUAGACAAUGGAUACCCUAGUCUUCUAAUGAAUGCAAUGUAUCAGCAACAAAUGAAUGGAAGUCCAUCACAAGCCCCUCUGUCUCCGCAGGCAUCAAACUCUUCAAAAUCCACCAAUAGUUCCACGUCGUCAACGGGAAGUAGUGUGUCUAAUAAUAAUAAACAAAAAACAGGUGGGGGUGGACCUAGGACAAAGAAACAAUUCAUCUGCAAGUUUUGUAAUCGUCAAUUCACCAAAUCUUAUAACUUACUAAUUCAUGAAAGGACACACACAGAUGAACGGCCAUACUCGUGUGACAUUUGCGGGAAAGCUUUCCGACGGCAAGACCACCUUCGAGACCACAGAUACAUCCAUUCAAAGGAGAAACCAUUCAAAUGUCUAGAAUGUGGAAAGGGUUUCUGUCAAUCAAGAACUUUAGCUGUCCACAAAAUAUUACACAUGGAAGAAUCUCCUCAUAAGUGCCCAGUCUGCAGCCGAAGUUUUAACCAAAGGUCAAAUUUGAAGACCCACUUGCUCACUCAUACAGACAUCAAGCCUUAUAACUGUUCAUCUUGCGGCAAGGUAUUUAGAAGAAAUUGUGACCUAAGACGUCAUAGUCUGACUCACAACCUUGUUGGUAUUUCUUCGGUGAAUACUUCUCCAAGUGGCAGUAAUGGCAAAAGUCCUCUUCUAAAUCCAAACUUUCCAAUCGACAGCUUAGAUACGGAAGAUGAAAAUUAA